Megalops cyprinoides (Indo-Pacific tarpon) is the source of this 1416-nucleotide messenger RNA. RefSeq names its product stabilizer of axonemal microtubules 2 (gene saxo2). The record is from RefSeq and is a predicted model, not a curated record. Gene Ontology annotation, molecular function: microtubule binding. Lineage: Eukaryota; Metazoa; Chordata; Actinopteri; Elopiformes; Megalopidae. The transcript is spliced from 4 exons. Gene Ontology annotation, biological process: microtubule anchoring. The coding region runs from base 1 to 1416 and encodes 471 amino acids. Gene Ontology annotation, cellular component: axonemal microtubule; centriole; sperm flagellum.
AUGAAACGCUUGUGCAUUUGCGAAAUCUGUAACUGUGGGCGCCACCGCUGCGCGCAUCGUCCCACUGCGUUGUAUAAGAAGGAUAAUAACGCAUGCGUGGUGACAGAGUAUAAAGAGAAAUACCCCACGUAUGGCGGUUACAAUCCACCCACCAGCCUAAAACCCAAACAAGAGCAUCAAAAGGACCGAGGAAAGAUGGAUGGAACUACGACCUUUAGAUCUGACUAUAUACCUUAUGAGGUGUCUCGUCGGCCUGCUCGACAACAGGCAGAAUAUAAACCUAAUACUGGAGAGAUUGAUCUUGAGACAACUUAUAAACUAGACUUCAACCCACAUGAAGUGCAGCCAUUUGCCCCUGCAAGACCCAAAGAAAAAGUACACACAAAAGGAGGGAAACUGGACACUCUGCCAACAUAUAAAGAGGAUUUUCGACCGUGGGAGAUCAACAAGAGGGAGCUGACCAGACCAGAAUACUCAUACCAGCCACCCACUGAGAAGUUUGGAAACUCAACCACGUUCCAGGAAGAUUUCGUUCCACGAGGCCUGGUCCCUCGCGAGAGCUUCAAGCCCCCCAACAUGGCCAAGCUGUCUGAGGCUCCCUUCGACAGCGCCACCACCAACCGCCAGGCCUUUGUGCCGCACGCCCUGGAGGCCAGAUUCAUCAAGGCGAAAGAGGAGUACAAGCCCAGCAGCCAGCCUUUCCAGGACCGCACCACUCACCGCACCGACUUCCAGGGCCUCCCGGGGCAGCUGCCGAAGAGCUGCAAGCCCGACUUCGGCAAGGUGGCUUCAGACGUCCCCUUUCAGAACAGCACUGAGUUCCGCGACCGCUUCCAGCAGUGGCCCGUGUCCCUGCCCCAGGUGCGCCAGUUGGUGGAGUACGUGGGCCCCACCGUGCCCAUGGACAUGAGCACCACCUCCCAGGGCGACUUCAUCAAGCACGAGGUGCAGCCGUUCGUCUCGGUGAGGCCCCUGCCCCGCCCCACGAAGUCCUCCGCCCCCUUCCAGGGCAACACCACCAUGAGGGACGACUUCAAGCCGUGGGCCUCGCGCAGGCAGGAGAUGAUCAAGCGCCCGGAGGAGAUGAGGAAGGCCAGCGGGAAGAUCGACCACCUGACCACCUUCAAGGCCCACUACACCCAGCACGACGUGCAGCCGUCAGUCAGUUUCAAGCCCGCCCAGGCACCACUGAGGAGCGAGGCCCCCUUCGACGACGGGACCAUGUACCGCGCCGACUUCACCCCCAAGAGGGUCAGCAUGUGCCCUGCAAGCUUCGACUCGCCGCCUGGCUACGUGUUCGAAAACAGCGAUGAGCGAGGCCACAGGUUCUUCCGCAAGCUGUUGUCUCAAGACAGGAACAAGAUGGCCGUGGCCUCCAACAUUCAAAGCCCUAGAGAAGUGGCUGUGAUGUCAUAA